GCGUCUGAACAAGAAUAAAUUGCAAGUUCUUCCAGAGCUGCUUUUUCAGAACACACAGAAGUUAACUAGACUGCGUCUGAACAAGAAUAAAUUGCAAGUUCUUCCAGAGCUGCUUUUUCAGAACACACAGAAGUUAACUAGACUAGACCUGAGUGAAAACCAGAUAAAAGGAAUCCCUAGAAAGGCCUUUCGAGGAAUCAUUGAUGUGAAGAACUUGCAACUGGACAACAACCAGAUCAGCUGCAUCGAAGAUGGAGCCUUCCGAGCCCUGCGCGACCUGGAGAUCCUUACUCUCAACAAUAACAACAUCACCCGCAUUCCUGUUACCAGUUUCAAUCACAUGCCAAAGAUCAGGACUCUGCGGCUUCACUCCAACUUCCUGCACUGCGACUGCCACCUGGCCUGGCUGUCUGACUGGCUGCGGCAGAGGCGCACUAUCGGGCAGUUCACCUUCUGCUUGGCACCUGUAAACCUGCGGGGUUUUCUAGUGGCGGAGGUUCAGAAGAAGGACUUUGUCUGCUCUGGUUCCCAGUCUGAACCUUCGUCAUGCAGUGCCAGUUCCAUCACCUGCCCAUCUGCCUGCACCUGCAGCAACAAUGUAGUGGAUUGUCGAGGAAGGGGCUUAACAGAAAUUCCAGCUAACCUACCAGAGGACAUUUGGGAAAUACGUUUGGAACAAAACCUCAUCAAAAUCAUUCCCCCUGGAGCUUUUACCCAGUACAAGAAGCUUAAGAGAAUAGACAUCAGCAAGAAUCAAAUAUCUGACAUUGCGCCCGAUGCGUUCAAAGGCUUGAAAUCUCUUAUUUCAUUAGUGCUCUAUGGAAACAAGAUCACAGAGAUUCCCCAGGGCCUUUUUGAUGAUCUUGUGUCUCUGCAGCUGCUGCUUCUCAAUGCCAAUAAGAUCAACUGCCUGAGGGUAAACACGUUCCAAGGUCUGCAUAAUCUCAAACUGCUAUCUCUUUAUGACAACAAACUGCAGACCAUCAGCAAGGGGCUCUUUGCACCUCUCCGAUCGAUCCAGACUCUACAUUUAGCUCAGAACCCAUUUGUGUGCGACUGCCAUUUGAAGUGGCUGGCUGAUUACCUGCAGGAUAAUCCGAUAGAAACCAGCGGCGCUCGAUGCAGCAAUCCGCGUCGCCUUGCCAACAAACGAAUCAGCCAGAUCAAGAGCAAGAAGUUCCGCUGCUCAGGGUCAGAAGAUUACAGAAGUAAAUUCACCGGGAAGUGUUUCAUGGACCUUGUCUGUCCUGAGAAGUGUCGCUGCGAGGGAACAAUUGUAGACUGCUCUAACCAAAAGCUCACCCGAUUACCCAGUCACCUUCCUGAAUAUACUACUGAUCUGCGUUUGAAUGACAAUGAUAUUUCUGUUUUGGAAGCCAUCGGACUCUUCAAGAAAUUGCCCAACCUCAGAAAAAUAAAUCUAAGCAACAAUAAGAUCAAGGAGAUCCGAGAAGGCACAUUUGACGGAGCUUCAGGAGUGCAGGAACUGAUUCUGACAGAAAAUCAACUGGAAUCAGUGCAUGGGCGAAUGUUUAGAGGCCUCACAGGGCUAAAGACAUUGAUGCUAAGGAGCAACUCUAUCAGCUGUAUAAACAAUGACACCUUUGCUGGACUGAGCUCAGUGAGGCUUCUUUCUCUGUAUGACAAUCACAUCAGCACUAUCACUCCUGGAGCCUUCAGCACAUUGGUCUCUCUGUCUACAAUUAAUUUGCUGGCUAACUCCUUUAAUUGUAACUGCCAUUUGGCCUGGCUGGGAAAAUGGUUGAGGAAGAAGAGAAUUGUCAGUGGAAAUCCACGCUGCUUGAAACCCUUUUUUUUAAAGGAUAUUCCAAUCCAAGACGUAGAUGUCCAGGAUUUCACCUGCGAUGGUAAUGAUGAAAGCAGCUGUUUGCUUACACCUCCUUGUCCUUCCCAGUGCACCUGUGUGGACUUGGUGGUACGUUGCAGCAACAAAGGGCUGCGGAUGUUGCCCAAAGGAAUUCCCAAAGACGUGACUGAGCUAUACCUGGAAGGAAAUCAUCUGACUGCUGUGCCGAAGGGGCUCUCCGCCUUCAGACACCUGACACUGAUUGAUUUGAGCAACAACAGCAUAAGUGUAUUGGCUAAUUACACCUUCAGCAACAUGACUCAGUUAUCAACACUCAUCCUGAGUUACAAUAGACUUCGGUGCAUUCCAGUCUACGCGUUCAAUGGGCUCAGGUCUCUUCGAGUGCUGACACUCCAUGGAAAUGAUAUUUCCAGUGUUCCUGAAGGUUCUUUCAACGACCUGGUGUCCCUGUCCCAUUUGGCUCUAGGUACCAACCCUUUGCACUGUGACUGCAACCUCCGCUGGCUUUCCGAGUGGGUGAAGGCAGGGUACAAAGAGCCAGGGAUAGCCCGCUGCAGCGGGCCUGACGCCAUGGUGGACAGGCUGCUGCUCACAACACCGACUCACCACUUCCAGUGCAAAGAGCCAGUAGAUAUCAGUGUUGUGUCCAAGUGUGACCCCUGCCUCUCCAAUCCAUGUAAGAACAAUGGGACGUGCAACAAUGAUCCAGUGGAGUUUUAUCAAUGCACUUGCCCUUUUGGCUUCAAGGGUCGAGACUGCAGUGUGCCCAUUAAUUCUUGCAUUCAAAAUCCAUGUCAGAAUGGAGGGACCUGCCAUCUCACCGAGGCAAAUAAAGAUGGAUUCAGCUGUUCUUGUGUCCUUGGGUAUGAGGGGGAGAGGUGUGAAAUAAACCCAGAUGACUGCGAAGAUAACGACUGUGAGAAUAAUUCUACAUGUGUGGAUGGGAUCAACAACUACGUCUGCCUCUGCCCUCCCAAUUACACAGGUGAACUGUGUGAUGAGGUGAUUAACCACUGUGUUCCUGAUCUAAAUCCAUGCCAACAUGAGUCCAAAUGUCUUCCCCUUGACAAAGGAACCAGAUGUGAGUGCUUACCGGGUUACAGUGGAAAACACUGUGAAAUAGAUGAUGAUGACUGUGUGGGCCAUAAGUGUCGCCAUGGAGCUGUCUGCGUAGAUGCAGUCAAUGGCUACACCUGCGUCUGUCCUCAGGGUUUCAGUGGACUUUUCUGUGAAACUCCUCCACCAAUGGUUCUGCUCCAGACAAGCCCAUGUGAUAACUACGAGUGCCAGAAUGGGGCCCAGUGCAUCGUCGCGCACCAUGAGCCCGUCUGCCGCUGCCUCGCUGGCUUUGCUGGGCAGAAGUGCGAGAAGCUCAUCACAGUUAACUUUGUUGGGAAGGAUUCCUAUGUGGAGCUGCCAUCUGCCAAAAUUCGCCCUCAGGCAAACAUCUCCCUCCAGGUAGCAACAGACAAGGACAAUGGCAUCUUAUUAUACAAAGGAGACAAUGACCCUUUGGCUCUAGAGUUGUACCAAGGACAUGUGAGGCUCAUCUACGACACGCUGAAUUCUCCACCUACCACAAUAUACAGCGUGGAAACAGUGAAUGAUGGGCAGUUUCAUAGUGUGGAACUCGUGAUGCUGAAUCAAACUCUGAACCUGGUGGUGGACAAGGGGACUCCCAAGAGUCUAGGAAAACUCCAGAAACAGUCUUCUGUCAGCCUCAACACACCCCUCUACAUUGGAGGGAUCCCGACCUCUACUGGAUUAUCUUCACUGCGCCAGGGUGCAGAUAAGACACCAAAUGGUUUUCAUGGAUGUAUUCACGAUGUCCGCAUCAAUAACGAGCUGCAGGAUUUCAAGGAUUUACCACAGCAGUCACUAGGAGUCCUUCCUGGCUGCAAAUCCUGUAACAUCUGCAAACACGGUAUUUGCCGGUCCCUAGAGAAAACAAGUGUGAUUUGUGAAUGUCACCCAGGCUGGACGGGUCCCCUGUGUGACCAGGAAAUUGGAGACCCAUGUAUUAACCACAAGUGUCUGCAUGGUAAGUGCAUGGUGGCCAAUGUUGCUUACACCUGUAAGUGCAUGGAGGGCUACACAGGCAUGUACUGUGACAAGAAGAACAAUUCCUCAAAUCCCUGCAGGAUUUUGAAAUGCAACCACGGGCAGUGUAAAAUUUCCGAGCACGGGGAACCCUACUGCGAAUGCGAUCCUAACUAUAGUGGAGAACAUUGUGACAGAGAGAAUCUCUGCCAAGGAGAGAUAAUUCGAGAAGUAGUCCGUAAGCAGCAGGGCUACACGUCGUGUGCCACUGCCUCCAAAGUGCCCCGCCUGGAAUGCCGUGGCGGCUGCGGCAACGGGCAGUGCUGUGUUCCUCUCCGGAGCAAAAGGCGGAAAUACUUCUUCCAGUGUGUGGAUGGCUCCACCUUCACGGAAGAACUGGAGAGACAUGUGGAAUGCGGCUGCUCAAAAUGCUUAUAAGCCAUUCUCCAGUCUCUUGCCACUUUAAUCGACUCAGAAGCGCUAUCAAAACGGGACCUAUUUACUUGCAGAGUGAAGAAGAAAAGAAUUAUUAAGUAUAUUGUAAAAUAAACAAAAAAUAGAACUUAUUUUUAUUAUGGAAAGUGACUAUUUUCAUCUUUUAUUAUAUAAAGUAUCGCACCACUUUGGGUAUAUGUAUCAUAUAGUGAGUUAUUUUUACCAUGAAACUUUUUUAACAGUUGUAAGAAAAA
Charadrius vociferus (killdeer) is the source of this 4557-nucleotide messenger RNA. It is a transcript of the gene SLIT3, whose product is annotated as slit homolog 3 (Drosophila). Gene Ontology annotation, biological process: negative chemotaxis; axon guidance. The record is from RefSeq and is a predicted model, not a curated record. Gene Ontology annotation, molecular function: calcium ion binding; heparin binding; Roundabout binding. The annotation marks the transcript as partial. The transcript is spliced from 34 exons. NCBI's taxonomy places the organism in Eukaryota, Metazoa, Chordata, Aves, Charadriiformes, Charadriidae.